AUGGCAUCUUGUGUCCAUACCUCCAUAGGUGAUCCAGACAGACGCAGAACCAAGAUGUAUAAGUUGGCGGUGAUGGGCACCUGUUGUGUGGGCAAGACUGCACUGACCAUUCAGUUUACUAAGGAUCAUUUUAUGACCGAAUAUAAACCCAGCAUCCAACAUUUCUCCCGUAAGCACACAGUAGUGGACGAAGAGUCGUGCCAGCUGGACAUUGUGGAUUCCACAGGCAAUGCAGAGCUUUACCUUCUGAGGAACCAUGCCAUACGCUGGGGAGAGGGCUUCCUCUUUAUUUAUGCAGUGAAUGAUUUCUACUCUUUUCAGAAUGUGCAUGACUUCUGGGAUCAUCUGCAGAGUCUCAAGGGCACUGACCGUGUACCCGUGGUGUUGGUGGCCAACAAAGUAGACGUGACCGACAGGCUGGUGAACCCCACACAGGGCCAGGAGGUGGCCAGGAGCUUCGGGGUCCCUUAUGUGGAGACCUCAGCCAAGACUGGACAAGGUGUGGAGCAAGCCUUCCAUGAAUUAGUUCGUGAAAUCCGUAAGCUGCAAGCUGAAGAGGAGGUCAAGAGUCUCCCUAAUACAGAGCAGAGGGAGGCCUGUGGGCUCAACUGUUGCACAAUCCAGUGAGCAGAUACAUCCUUACCCUGAUCCUGCCCCCUAAUUCCCCUCUCACCUGGCCAGGAAUACUUCCAAAUCCUCUACCCACUCCCCAGCCUUCAAGACCUUCAUCUGGACCCUUCCUUCUGCCUGCUCUUUACUGCCAAGCCCUUUGGGACUUUAUCAGCAUUU
Sarcophilus harrisii (Tasmanian devil) is the source of this 789-nucleotide messenger RNA. RefSeq names its product ras-like protein. Gene Ontology annotation, molecular function: GTP binding; GTPase activity; GDP binding. The transcript has a single exon. Gene Ontology annotation, biological process: Ras protein signal transduction. Bases 1 to 627 code for a protein of 208 amino acids. NCBI's taxonomy places the organism in Eukaryota, Metazoa, Chordata, Mammalia, Dasyuromorphia, Dasyuridae. The record is from RefSeq and is a predicted model, not a curated record. Gene Ontology annotation, cellular component: plasma membrane.